AUGAUGAGCUACGGCAUGGACACGCUUUAUAGCGGCCCCUCGUACCGCAAGGAGCCCGGCUUCGCCGGCGGGCGCUACUCGACGGCAGCCGCGCGCUCCGCAGGCGGCAGCGGCUCGCUGGCGUCGAGCGGCUUCCACUCGCAGUCGUGGUCGCGGGGCUCGGCGGUCUCCAGCUACCGGCGUCUGGGGGCGUCGUCGGCGUCCGGGGCCGCGGGCGUCUUGAGCCAGCUUGGCUCGUCGACUGAGAGCCUGGAGUCGUCGCUGAACGGCGACCUGCGCGGGCGCAACGAGAAGGAGGUGCUGCAGGCUCUCAACGACCGCUUCGCCGGCUACAUCGACAAGGUGCGGGCGCUAGAGGAGCAGAACCGGCAGCUGGAGGCCGAGGCGGCGGCGCUGCGGCAGCAGCAGGCCGGACGCUCAGCCAUCGGGGAGCUGUACGAGCGCGAGAUCCGCGACAUGCGCGGCACGCUGGUGGUGCUGAGCGCCGAGAAGGGGCAGCUGCAGCUGGAGCAGGAGCACCUCGAAGAGGAUCUGGCGCACCUCAAGCAGCGCCUGGACGACGAGAGCCGGCAGCGCGAGGAGGUGGAGGCGGCCAUCCGGGCGCUGGGCAAGUACGCCGACGACUCUCAGCUAGCCAAGGGCGAACUGGAGAAGAAGUUGCAGGCGUUGCGCGAGGAGAGCCUUUUCCUGCGCCGCAGCCACGACGACGAGGUGGCCGAGCUGCUGCUCCAGAUCCAAGGCAGCAGCGCCCUCCAGGUGGCCGUCGAGGCUCGCGACGCCGCAGCCCGCUCCGACGUCACCUCUGCGCUCAAGGAGAUCCGCGCCCAGCUCGAGGGACACACCGUCAAGAGCUCCAUCCAGUCCGAGGAGUGGUUCCGAGUGAGGCUGGACAAGCUGUCAGAAGCGGCCAAGGUGAAUACCGAUGCCAUCCGUACAGCACAGGAGGAGAUUUCCGAAUACCGCCAUCAGCUGCACUCCAAAACCACCGAGCUCGAAGCUCUCAAGGGGACGAAGGAAUCCCUGGAGAGGCAGAGGGCCGACAUCGAAGACCGCCAUCAUGUUGAUGUCCUCUCCUAUCAGGAGAGCAUCGCGCAGCUGGACAAUGAGCUGAGGAAUACCAAGUGGGAGAUGGCAGCCCAGCUGAGGGAAUACCAAGACUUGCUGAAUGUCAAGAUGGCUCUGGAUAUAGAGAUUGCAGCUUACAGGAAGCUCCUGGAAGGCGAGGAAUGCCGCAUGGGAGCUGGGCUGGGCCUCUUUCCUUUCCCUGAAGCCCUCCCCAAAGCCCCCAGCAUUUCCACCCACAUCAAGGUCAAGAGCGAGGAGAAGAUCAAAGUGGUGGAGAAGUCCGAGAAGGAGACGGUGAUUGUGGAGGAGCAGACCGAGGAAGUUCAAGUGACUGAAGAAGUCACGGAGGAAGAGGGAGGUGAGAAAAAGGAAGAGGAGGAGGAGGGAGAAUCUGAAGGAGAGGAGGGAGGAGAGGAAGAAGAAGGAGACGCAAAAGAGGAAGAAGAACAGGGAGAAUCUGAAGGAGGAGAGGGUGGUGAAGAGGAAGAAGAAGAAGAAGAAGAAGAAGAAGAGGGAGAGGCAAAAGAGAAGGAAUCUCCAGCAGUGGAAGAAGCUCCAGAAAAAGCACCAACACCUACAGAAAAAGAGGUGAAAUCUCCAGACAAGAUUCAGUUGCCAGUGAAGGAUGAUGCCAAAUCUCCAGCAUCCAAGUCUCCAACUCCCAAGUCUCCAGCAUCCAAGUCUCCAGCCCCCAAAUCUCCAGCUCCCAAGUCUCCAGCUCCCAAAUCUCCAGCUUCCAAGUCUCCAGCUCCCAAAUCUCCAGCUUCCAAGUCUCCAGCUCCCAAGUCUCCGGCGGUUGCCUCCCCGACGCAAGAGGAACCUAAGUCCCCAGGCCAAGCAAAGUCUCCAACAAAGGAAGAGGCCAAGGCUCAGGCAACAAAAUCUCCUGAAAAGCCCGCAUCCCCUACCAAAGAAGAUGCCAAGUCUCCGGCAAAAGCUCCAUCUCCCACCAAGGAGGAGAGCAAGUCUCCAGAUAAGGUCAAGUCUCCGGCAGCAAAAUCUCCGGAGAAAGGGGCAACCCCGACAAAGGAGGAGUCCAAAUCUCCAGGGAAGGAGGAGGCGAAGUCCCCAGAGAAAGCUAAGACCCCACCGAAGGCCAAGUCACCUGAGAAGGAGAAGCCGCCACCGAAGGAACCAGCCAAGCCACCUGCGAAGGAGGCCAAGGCCCCUGCAAAAGAGGAGGAGAAAGCUCAGGUGAAGCCAAAAGCAGAGGAGGAGAAGAAGGAGAGCAAGAAAGAAGAGGAGCCCAAGAAGGAGAGCCCGGCCAAGGAUGUGCCAAAACAGGAAGCCAAGGUGGAGGAGAAGAAGGGGAAGGAGGAAGACCAGAAGAAAGCCUCCAAGCCGGAGCCACCUGCCCCAGAGAAGAAGGAGGAGGCCCCUUCCAAGGCAGAGGAUAAAGUGAAGGAAAAGGAGCCCACCAAAGCGGCAGCGAAGGCCAAGCCGGAGGCAGAGAAGGAAGCGGAGAAAGCCAGCAAGAAGGAGUCGGAGCCAAAGGCUCCAGCCCAAGAAGCGAAGGCCAAGGAGCCGAGCAAGCCGGCCGAGAAGGAGGCAGAGAAACCCAAGGUGGAAGAGAAGAAAGAGGAACCCAAGAAGGAGAAAGCGGAGCCCAAGAAGGAGCCAGAGGAGAAGCCCAAAGCUGAAACCAAGCCCAAAGAACCAGCCAAGGCGGAGGCCAAGGAGACCCCCAAGGCCGAGCUGCCAAAGGAGUCGGCCAAAGCCACCAAGCCCAAAGCUGAGAAAGUGGAGAAGUCGUCCAGCACAGACCCCAAAGACAGCAAAGCCGCAGAGGCGGCGGCCGCGGCAGAGGAAAAAGCGAAGAAGAGCGAGAAGUGAGAGGGCGGAAGCUGGAGGCACCCGGCAGAUGUCGGAGGAGCUGUUCAAGGGCCCUCCCUGCCUCAGGACGGGCUCCCUUUUCGCCCUUUCCAAGGCUGGACCUUUUCUGCUUAGGCGAGUGGUGACUCUCGCUCACUCGCCGAGGCGUGGAGCUCAUGUUAGCAAUAUGUUUAUGUGAAAGAAAAAUAAACAAGACACCCCAAAUAAGCAAUGAACCGAGCCGCCGCCGCCACCCCCCCAAAAAAAAGGUGGUUCAAUAAUGUUAUGAUAGCUUCCAUAGCAGAAUGUGAUAUACGCAGAAUGCCACAUUUAAACACUUGAAUUUAUUUAAGAAACGGGGAGAGGGAGGGGAGGGGAAUAUCCAGAGCAAAACUUGACUUCCCUUUUCAAAUAAGUGCAUUUAUUUCCAAGUAUGGGCAACGAUGGGUCGAAUGCAAUAAAUGAAUGUAUGCAGUUAGAGCUGGGAUUUAUGCUUUGGGAGAUGUACAGUAGGCUAGAGAAUUCCAAAAUGAUCUUCUAAAAAAAAAAUGCCUUGUCUUCAUUUUCACACUGUCGAGAGCUUCAUCCAAUAGCUGGUCUCAGGAGGAAGGUCAUUCAGGGCGCGUUUUAUACCGGAAACCUAAAUGGGUUUCAAAAGUGGUUCCAUUGCUUCGGUUCCUCGCCUCCAUUCUUUAAGGGACCCUGGGAAAUGCAAGUUUACCAUGGAUACCGAAAAGGGAUUUCUCAGCAGAAUCCCUUUGCAGGAGAACAACGGUUCCCGAUGUUUUCUGGGAAGGAG
Zootoca vivipara (common lizard) is the source of this 3676-nucleotide messenger RNA. RefSeq names its product neurofilament heavy chain (gene NEFH). The record is from RefSeq and is a predicted model, not a curated record. Gene Ontology annotation, molecular function: structural constituent of postsynaptic intermediate filament cytoskeleton. Gene Ontology annotation, biological process: axon development; intermediate filament bundle assembly. Gene Ontology annotation, cellular component: neurofilament; axon. NCBI's taxonomy places the organism in Eukaryota, Metazoa, Chordata, Lepidosauria, Squamata, Lacertidae.